AUGUAACAGGAAAGCAUAUACAAUUUAAUACCCAAAGAGUAUGUUCCUCCCCCCAAGGAACCCAUGUAUAGAUCUGCCUAUCCUUCAAAUCUUGUUCCCACUGCCAGCACUUUCAAUAAUCACACUACAAGCAGGCCUAAAAUUAACAAUAUCAAUGGAGAUUAUGAAUUGGUCAAGGGUCCUCAUUCUCACAAAGGACAAUCCAACUCUCUAGGUAGGCCCAGAGGUUCAUAUAAACCUGAUACAACUAUGUUCAGAUUAAAGAACACUGGAACCAUGGGAUCAAAUCAAUUACCUGAAAUUCAAUCAUACAAAUAUCCGCCAUCAAUUAAACCAUAAGUCCCAAAAAAGGAUGAGAAACCAAUACAUGGUCUGAAAUCUAAUAAAAACUAUAUAAUAACCAAUGCUGUCGAUAACAUCUUGUCAGCACCCAAAUAAAUUGUUGAGGAUGCUGCCUGGACAUCGAAAAAAGAUUAUGGAAAAGUUCCAGAUUAUUUAACCAAAAUUAAACAAAGCAUAGCAAGCGAAUACGAAAUCAUUAGAAACAUGCACAUAAGUGAGGCAGAAGAAAUGGACAAACAAAAAUAUCUUUUAUCAUAGGAAGAAGUAUAAUAGUUAAAGGAAGGACUCAAAAAAAAAUGGGAGGCAGUCAAUAAAGAAUAUUAAUCAAUUACUCAUAUUAGAAUGAUUGAUACAGUUGGUUUGAAAAGAAAGAAAGAGUAAUGCGAAAAAGAAUUAGCCUAAUUAGAAAAGGAUAUUGAAAAACUAAACAAGAACUAUGUAUUUGUUGAUACAUAAAAAUGAUUCCAUUUAAAUUAUCAAUAAAUAAUCUUAAUAUAUUAUAUUUUCCAAA
Messenger RNA from Paramecium tetraurelia, 853 nucleotides. RefSeq lists its product as uncharacterized. NCBI's taxonomy places the organism in Eukaryota, Ciliophora, Oligohymenophorea, Peniculida, Parameciidae. The record is from RefSeq and is a predicted model, not a curated record. The transcript is spliced from 5 exons. Gene Ontology annotation, molecular function: calmodulin binding.